AUGAUGGUAACUUUUGGGGAGCCUGGCGUCUACAGUAGCUACAGUAACCCAUUGCCAAGUACCGAUACUUGGGAGGACUGUUUGGAAUAUUGUUUAGGAUUGAGCACUUGUGUGGCGGUAUACAACAAUAACUGUCAAAUGUUUGAAAUUGGUCAAAUCUCCACUGCAACCAGCACCUCCGAGACUAAAAUUGCCUUCAAAUUCCUGGCGGACAACGCAACUUGCCCAAUUCAGGAGCCAACUUCUUUACAGGGUCACUACUUUACAAAUACUACGUAUCAACCGUAUACGGUUAGCUACAGCGCCCCAACUUGGACAUUUGCCAACUCUACACAAUUGGAGUGUCCUACCAACUAUGCACUUUUUGUGAGAGAUUUGGGGCCGUGGUGUAUGAAGGUUAUUCAACACUAUGCCUGCUGUAACAAAACGAUUGCAGCCACAAUGUGCAACAGUUACGGUGCUCAGCUGAGCGGGCUCGACUCGACGGCGGAGUACGACUUUAUGCUUGCCGGAAGUUGGCCAAUUUUCAAAAACGUCACCACAAACAAGAUCGGUAGCACACAAUACUACGCGACAGGGGUAUGGGUAGAUGGAGCUCGGACUUUGGCUUGUAUGGGAAAUACCACGUAUCCUUGUAAUACUACACAGGCGUUUUCCUUCACGGACCCCACCUUAUCCUCCCCGCCUGGCGGAUACCUAUGGCUACCUGGCAGGCCUGACGGAGGGGAUGCCCCGGCUGAUGGUAUUGUGCUAAAUUUGUACACUACUGAACUUUAUGGAAUGGAAGAUACUCCAUCCAGUGAGCCAGUUAGCGGCGUAUAUUGUUGGAUGGGAUACUUAUGUGGUGCUGUUCCGACCUAA
Caenorhabditis elegans is the source of this 861-nucleotide messenger RNA. RefSeq names its product PAN-3 domain-containing protein (gene clec-113). Lineage: Eukaryota; Metazoa; Nematoda; Chromadorea; Rhabditida; Rhabditidae. The record is from RefSeq and is marked reviewed. Bases 1 to 861 code for a protein of 286 amino acids. The transcript is spliced from 7 exons.